ACAAACGUUUUUCCUCUCUCUCCUCUUUGAGAUACUCUCUUCUCUUCUCAGCCACUCUGUCCCCUUUCUCUCUUCACUCAUCCCUUACCUAGUUCACUCUCCAGUGCUACCAAUCUCUUGGCUUGGAUCUAGUCUGUUUGGUUUUAUAUUUCGGGUUUGUUAUUUGUUUCUUUGAUCUGGUUUACUGGGUUUGUUGUUUGUUUCUUUUAUCUUCAUUUCCAAUCAAGUUUCGCUCUGUCCAAAAACUUGGAGCUUUAUACUCCUCAUCUCUUGUAAUUCUCAUUUCGUCACAUCUUUCAUCUUCGCAAUCUUCUACUUGUCGACUCUAAUGGCUCCCCCAAUCCAUCAAGGAGGCUCCUUUUCUUCUUCCACUCACCGAUGGGACCACGAUGUCUUCUUGAGCUUUAGAGGUGAAGAUACUCGCAAUGGUUUUACUGGCUAUUUAUAUAGUGCUUUGUGUGACAACGGUUUCAAGACCUUCAUUGAUGAUAACCUCCAAAGAGGAGAACAAAUUUCAGAGGAACUUCUCAAAGCUAUUAAAUCGUCAAGGAGUUCAAUUAUUAUAUUCUCUCAAAACUACGCAUUUUCGGCUUGGUGCUUGGAUGAACUUGUCGAGAUUCUUAAUUGCAAGCAAAAUGGACAAUUGGUUCUACCUGUUUUUUACAAAGUGGAUCCAUCUGAAAUACGUAAACAAAAAGGUAAUUUUGAAGCUGCACUAGCUCAACAAGAAAACAAAUUCAAGAAUAACAUAGAGAAGGUGCAAAGGUGGAGGGCAGCUCUAAAUGAAGCGGCUAGUUUAUCUGGAUGGCAUUAUGAGAAUGGCAACCCUGAAUAUAAAUUCAUCGAACAUAUUAUUGGACAUAUGUAUACCAAAUUAAGUGGCAGACAGUUAUUUGUUGCUAAAUACCCUGUUGGAGUAAAUUCCCGAGCCAUGGCCAUAGAAUCGCUUUUAGAUAUUAAGGUAAAUGAUGUUCGGAUGGUAGGGAUUCUUGGUCUUGGGGGAAUAGGUAAGACAACUAUUGCAAAAGCUGUUUAUAACGGAAUUGUUGAGCAUUUUGAAGGAAGUUGUUUUCUAGAGAGUGUUAGAGAAAAGUCUGGAACAAAUGAUGGCAUAAUCAAAUUACAAGAGAAACUCCUUUCUAGUAUCUUAAGGGGCAAACAUUUGGAGGUGGAGAGUGUAGCCCAUGGAACCAAUAUGAUAAGGGAAAGGCUUCAAAGUAAAAGGGUUCUUUUAAUUCUUGAUGAUGUGGAUAAAUCAAAUCAAAUUGAAAAUUUGUUUGGAAAUUUUGAUUGUUUUGUUUCAAGAAGUAGAGUCCUUAUAACAACAAGAGAUGCACACUUCCUAUCUACUCUUGGAAAAGAUUGUACAAUUUAUGAGGUGAAGGAAUUGGACAAACAAGAAGCUCUUGAACUUUUUACUCGACAUGCCUUUCAAGGAAAUAAACUUGAGGAAGAUUAUUUUGAACUUGCAAACCAAGUCCUCCAAUAUGCCAAAGGCCUGCCAUUAGCUUUAACAAUAAUAGGUUCUGAUUUGUAUGGAAAAACAACAUCUGAAUGGAAAAGUGCAGUACAGCAAUAUAGAAAAAUUCCUAAAGGAGAUAUUCAUAAAAUACUUAAAGUAAGUUAUGAUGGAUUGGAAGAAACAGAAAAGGAUAUUUUCCUCGAUAUUGCAUGUUUCUUCAAGGGAAGGGACGAGGAUAAUGUUAUAAAUAUAUUAGAUGCUUGCAAUUUAUAUCCAACAUCUGGUAUUCCAAACCUUGUUAAUAAAUGUCUCAUAACUAUUGAUUCCGAUGACAUAUUGGGGAUGCAUGACUUGGUACAACAAAUGGGUAGGGAAAUUGUUCGGCAAAAAUCACCAAAAAAUCUGAAAGAACGUUGUAGGUUAUGGCAUUAUGAGGAUGCUCUUGAAGUACUUACUGGAAGUAAGGGAUCAAACAAAAUUCGAGGUAUAAUGUUGCAUUCGCGUGAUUCAAUAACAGUGCAACUACAUGCUAAAGCUUUCAAAAAGAUGGAAAAUCUCCAAUUUCUUAUGGUUAGUAAUGUACUCAUUUCUGAAGAACUCAAAAGUCUCCCCAAUGGAUUAAAGGUACUUGAAUGGGAACCAUAUCCUUUUUCCUUGCCAUCCAAUUUUUGUCCUCAAAAACUUGUUGUACUCAAGAUGUCGCAUAGUUGCAUUAGAUUGGAGAAGCUAUUCAAGCAGGGGUUCCUUUUCAACAAUUUGACAAGUAUCAAUUUGAGCAAGUGUUUAUCCAUUAGAAUAUUACCUGACUUGUGUGCCCCAAACUUACAGUCAUUGGACCUUAGUUGUUGUGAAAAUUUAAUUGAGAUUCAUGAGGCCAUUGGAUCUCUUGAUAAGCUUAAACGUUGGAAUCUCGAGGGAUGCAAAAAACUUCCAACUCUUUGUAGCAGCCUUAGAUUGAAAUCUCUUACAUUUUUUUAUCUACGUAGUUGCGUAAGUCUGGAAAAAUUACCUGGUUUGUGCGCCCCGAACUUACGAGUAUUGGACCUUAAUUAUUGUGAAAAUUUAAUUGAGGUUCAUGAGGCCAUUGGAUCUCCUAAUAUGCGUAUUGAUCUCGUGGAUUGCAAAAAACUCCAAAUUCUGCCCAGCACCCUUAGGUUGGGAUCUCUUUCUCUAGAUGGCUGUGUAAGCCUUAAGAAGUUUCCCAAUAUUCAUCCAGAAACAAACUUGGGAAAUUUAUCUUUUGGCAAUAUUAAUAUUAGAGAAUGGCCUUCAUCACUGGGGUGUCUCAUUAGUGGGCUUGGUAAGUUUACGAACUUGGAAGUGCUAGUUGUCCGUGGCAGUGAUGGAAAUAUAAUUGAAUCACAUAUUUUGACGAAGCCCGAUUCCUUCCCCUCAUUGACAGAUUUACGUAUGGGCGGCUCUAAUAUUGUUACAAUCCCGAGAAGCAUUAUUGAAUUUACUACAUUAAGGGAUCUUACCAUGAAUAGUUGCAAGAACCUUCGAGAAAUUCCAAGACUUCCAGAGUCUAUAAGGGUAGUGAACGCAUUUGACUGCACGUCGUUGGAUCUACCAUCAUCGUGGAGAAUAUUGAGUCAGUUUCAAGAAAUAUUCAUGGAUCCCUCGUUUACUGGGUAUUCAUAUCUUUUACUACCAAGAAUUGAGAUUCCGAAGUGGUUCAAAUUGAACCAUCAGAUUGUUGGAAAUUCUAUAUCAUUCGUGGUUGGCCGUGAAUUUCAAAAAUUAAUUGUUUGUUUUGCUUUUCGAUCGGCAGAGGAGGAGGAAAUUGUGGAAGGAACUUUUUCUGUUGUUUCCGCCAAUGGUUUUUCACAAAAAGACUUAUUAUGUCGAGACUUAAUAGGGGAAGUUUCUGAGCAUCUCUUCUUAUGUCCUGUAGAUCUUUGGGGAUGGAAUAAAUCAAAUCCAUCUGAACAGAAUCACGUUACGAUUACAGUUGAAAUGAAGUAUCGUGACAUAGUCUCUUCUUAUUCUGAUGAUCCCAAAAUUACAUGGUUGGGAGUCCAUGUAGACUGCAUCUGCUGUGGUUGUGGGUCUUCCUCUGUCUCUAAUGACAUCGAUCACCAGUCAUUUCCAUCUGAUGUGGGGCUUCAAAGGGACACCAACUUACUCAUGUUUCACCCAGGUUUGGGAUCUAGUGACGUGUUGGAUGAUCUGGGUUCAUCUUCGAGGGCCUGGAUUUGUGAUAACACUGAGCUACAACCUUUGCCGGCUUUCUCCACUUCUUAUGGUUCAGAUUUAGAUCAUGGGGUUUUAAACAGUGGAGGGGUUUCAGGGCCUUUGAUCGGACCAAACUCAGGUUUAGCUGGGUCAUAUUUGGGAUUUGAAGGAUAUGAAUCAACGUUUCCUGAUGAAGUGCACAAUUUGGAUUCAUCAUCAAUUGCCUAUCCCUUUGCAAGGAUUGGAUAUCUCGACUCAAAUGCUAGUAUAGAUGGUUGCUCUCCCCUAGUCCUUGAUGACAUUGAGCACCAUUCUUUGCCAUCUGAUGUGCUUCCAGUAGAUACCACAAAUGGGUCCGAAUUAGGCUUGGGUUGGCAAGAUUUGGGAUUUAGUGAUGGGUUUGAUCUGGGUUCCUCUUCAGUGGCCCAUGCAUUUGACAACAAUGAUUCCGACUUCAAUCAGUUACCACCAUCAAAGAAGGCAAGAACAUCUUGAUCAAACUUCAAAGAAUUUUGCUUCCAACUGAAAGCAACUUCGAUGCCAAGAUAGAUAUGUAUAUGUGUGUGAAGUUCCUCCUACUUAAAUCUGGCACCUUACACCCUAAAAGAAUUUUAUACCUGUUGAGUAACCAUCACGGCAAAGGUGCGCGGUGGCAUGCAGUUGAUGUUGCUAUUGCUGUUAAAGUAAUUGGCUUGAAGUGUUUGCAGGAAUUCAAAAACCUCUGAGCUUCAAGAGCUAAGAUGGGAGGAAUGUGGAGUAGUCAUUAAAGGACUAGAUCCUAUGUCAAGGUAAUCAAGAGGUACUCUCUACAGUUAAAAAGGGAUGCAACAAACACAUGGGAAGUGGACAUUGCAUUGAAACCACCUGAUGUACUUUUCAGUUGUUUCUUGGAAGUAUAGCACAUGAUCAUAUAUUAGAGAUUAUUUAUUGCGAGGUUCUGGAAGCUCAAACAAGUCUUGCUGCUAAGGAACAAUGAUAGUUUUUAGAUGGAUGUGAAAAUUAGUCCAAAGAUUAACAAAGGAGUUCCAGAAAUAUUAUGUGGAGGCAAUGCUGAAAGUCUUUA
This is a messenger RNA of Quercus robur (English oak), 4700 nucleotides long. RefSeq names its product TMV resistance protein N-like. Gene Ontology annotation, biological process: defense response; signal transduction. The coding region runs from base 329 to 4132 and encodes 1267 amino acids. NCBI's taxonomy places the organism in Eukaryota, Viridiplantae, Streptophyta, Magnoliopsida, Fagales, Fagaceae. The transcript has 12 exons. The record is from RefSeq and is a predicted model, not a curated record. Gene Ontology annotation, molecular function: ADP binding.